Messenger RNA from Musa acuminata AAA Group (dessert banana), 5500 nucleotides. Its product is annotated as putative disease resistance protein RGA4. The transcript is spliced from 7 exons. The record is from RefSeq and is a predicted model, not a curated record. Gene Ontology annotation, molecular function: ADP binding. Bases 236 to 1342 code for a protein of 368 amino acids. Lineage: Eukaryota; Viridiplantae; Streptophyta; Magnoliopsida; Zingiberales; Musaceae. Gene Ontology annotation, biological process: defense response to fungus.
UAUUACAUAUCUUGACAAUUCCAAACUACACAAGUUUGACAUCAUAACAAUUUGUAUAGAAAGGUGUUCCAUUCAUAAUAAUCUAAUCAACUAUAAUUUGAGAGAAAAACCUAACCAUUGUGACCGGUCUUCAACACGAAACAAAGACCUCCAACAGGAAAGCAAAAGACGAGAGAAGAUAUGGCCAUGGUGCUGAAUCCCCUUCAUCUCCAAGCUCCUCGAAACAUUGUUCGACAUGGCCAAGGAGAAGGUGGACUUGGUGUUGGGCGAUCCCGGGGAGAUCCAAAAGCUCCAAGACACUCUCUGCAACGUCCAGUCCGUCCUUCAUGAUGACAAGCAGCGCCGAAUCAAAGACAAGGCCAUCAAGAACUGGCUAAUGGAGCUGAAGGAUGUCAUGUACGACGCCGACGACGUCCUCGACGAGUGGCGGACCGCGGCAGAGAAGUGCACCCCGGGAGAGUCCCCUCCGAAGCGGUUCAAAGGCGACAUACUUUCCAUCUUUGCUGGCUUAAGCGACGAGGUCAAGUUCAGAAAUGCGGUGGGCGUCAAAAUCAAGGAUCUCAACGAUCGGCUGAAAGAGAUCUCGGACCGAGGGUCCAAGUUGCAACUCCAUGUGUCUGCGGCGGAACCAAGGGUGGUUCCUCGAGUUAGUCGCAUAACUUCCCCGGUGAUGGAGUCUGACAUGGUUGGCCAGCGACUGGAGGAGGACGCCAAGGCACUGGUGGAGCAGCUGACAAAGCAAGAUCCGAGUAAGAACGUGGUGGUGCUGGCAAUUGUGGGGAUCGGCGGCAUCGGAAAGACCACCUUCGCUCAGAAGGUGUUCAAUGAUGGUAAAAUCAAAGCCAACUUCCGCACCACCAUCUGGGUGUGCGUGUCCCAAGAGUUCAGCGAGACGGAUCUUCUCAGAAAUAUCGUUAAAGGUGCUGGUGGAAGCCAUGGUGGGGAACAGAGCAGGAGUCUGCUGGAUCCCAUGGUGGCGGGUCUCCUUAGAGGGAACAAGUUCUUGCUGGUGUUGGAUGAUGUUUGGGAUGCUCAGAUCUGGGACGACUUGCUCCGCAAUCCUUUGCAGGGAGGAGCAGCCGGGAGCAGGGUGCUGGUGACCACCAGAAACGCAGGGAUUGCGAGGCAAAUGAAGGCGGGCCUCGUCCACGAGAUGAAGCUGCUGCCUCCAGAGGAUGGCUGGUCUCUCCUUAUGCGACUUAGAGUCCUACAUCUUAUGCACACAAAAAUCGAGAUUCUACCGCACUACAUCGGAAAUAUGAUACACUUGAGAUUCUUGAAUGUGUCUUGGAGCCAUGUAACGGAGAUUCCAGAAAGCAUAUGCAAUCUGACGAAUUUAUAGUUUUUGAUCCUUUUGGGAUGUACUGAGUUGACACAUAUCCCCAAAGGUAUAAUUAGGCUAGUCAAUCUAAGGACACUCGAUUGUGGACUUACGCACCUGGACAGCUUACCAUGUGGAAUAGGAAGGUUGAAGCUCCUCGAUGAACUCCAAGGAUUCGUGGUGAACACGGCUACUAGUACGUGCCCAUUGGAAGAAUUAGGCAGCCUCCAGGAGCUCAGAUAUCUCUCCAUUUACAAGUUGGAGAGGGCGUGCAUGAAAGCCGAACCAAGAAGGGAUACAAGCGGAUUAAAGGGCACUUCACUGCCAACUGCUGUAGGUGGAAGAUAGAGAUAAAAGAGAGAAUAGUGAAGCUCCGCACUCUUGGUUACCUUCGCCUUAUUGGUGAGCUUUUCAAGCAAAAAAUGGUGCCAGAGAAUAUAGUUCAUCAUAUUGUUCAGGAGCUUCUAGGGCAUGAUGGAAAACCAUGCGCUGCUGAGGAAAAUGUUGAGGCAAUCGGCCAGUUAUUGAACACCAUAGGGAAGGAGUUGGAUGAGAGAGUCGUAAAUCUCGUCGCUUUAAUGAUGUCUAUUUCAGCCGGCCGAAAGAGCUAACUACCGAUCCUCAACUUGCGUCACGUCCAAGAUUUAUGGUCCGCGAUGUGCUUGACCUUUUGUGCAAACAAUUGGAUCCCUCGGCGUGAAGAGUUUUCUUGCGAAUUGAUGGCUUCCCGAGGCAGAAAAGAAUCUGGGGCCACGCCCUAGUGCGACUCCAAGCAUGAGAAGUAGCCGUGAUGUUGGUGGUUCAGGAGAUCUUAGUCUUACGGGAUAUCCUUGGAAUUAAACUUAUUUAAAAGAUGAGAUUGAAACUUCUUUUCUUUUCUAUCAAUCCUAUCAACAGACGCAAUGCUGGUGGUAUGAUUCCUGGGAUGCCUGGAAUUCCUGGGUUAGACGAUGACCAUUGGGAAGUUCCACAAGCGAAUCUAUGCCCAGGGGUGAUGUUAACCGUGUCCAUGGUCCUUUGAUCACCAUCCAUCACUUUUAAGCUCUUACACAAGGUAGCGGUAGCCUGGCAUCUGGUAAGACUAGUGCAUUACUGCAGGGCAGUGGCCCAGUAUCUCGUUCUUCUUGUAUUGUUUCAGGCGUAUCAGAUUCUCCAUCUCAAAACUUAGGGCUCCAGAGACCAGUUGGUCAAGAAGUUAGUGGCAACACAAAUUUAAUCCUAAUGAGCUGCAUAAAAAAACAGUUCCUCUUUUUGAAGAGUAUUUUGACAUCUGCAUUCUAGAUGAAGCACUUCAAUGUGUAGAGGAACUGAAGAGCUCAGAGUACCAUCCAGAGGUUGUCAAUGAAGCCAUCGAUUUAGCUCUAAACAAGGGCUUUUCAUAUCUGGAAGCUGUAGUGAUGUUUUUGGAGAUUUUGCUGAUUAAAAAUGUUUUUACUCCAAGGGAUUUGGGGACAAGUUGUUUGCUCUAUGAUGCGAUGUAAGAUGAUGUUGGCAUUGAUUUGCCAAAGGCACCCACAUAUUUUGGUGGUGUUGAUUUCAAAGGUAGUGGAGGAAAUUCUCACAAAGGUUGAAGAUGCCAGUUUCCAGUCAGCAAUAUUUGAUGCUCUUUUCAGAAUUUUUAAAGCAAGUCCUAAUGGACAGGUAAUAUUGAGUGGACAUGUAGAAGAAGUUAAGGCUUGUUGGAACUGUUUACAAUUGUUUAUCUCUAUAUUUUGUACUCUCUAAUCUCUAGUAUGAUAAAGUUGAGUACCAUUUACCUUUUAGGCCUUUUGGUAUCCUAUGUUUUUGUAUGGAUGAGGAACAUAUAGUGCAAGUGGAUUUAUGAGCAACAAUCUAGUUUGUGAGUUGUUCACUGUUGCUAGAUUGUUUGAACUUUUAUUAUUUCUUAAAGAUAACUGAUGGCAAGGCCAUGAGCCAUGAACAAAAUUUUAUUAGUGCUGCUUGUUAUGGUAUGUCAUUUCUUGAAUGUUCUGUAUUUUUCUUGUUUUCAACAAUCUUUCAUCCUUGUAAUGGUCAGUUAUACUAUAUUACCUUUGAGCAUUAUGCAUCUGGGAGAUCCUAGUGAAAGAUGAUUAUAAGCUACUGACCAUCCUAUAUCCUUUUUCCCUUUGAUCUUCUGAGGGCUGAACUAUUUUGCAUUAGUAUUUGUGUGCAUGGGUGUCUGUGAGUGCGUGUGUGUGUAUGUGUGCGCAUGUAUGUGUGCGCGUGCUCUUGCGUGUGUGCAUACAUAUAUGAGUGUGUAUAUGCGUGUGCGUGCAUGUGUGCAUUCGUGUGUUUAUGCAUGUGUGUGCGCGUACGCUUGUAUGUGGUGUUUGCGCAUGUGUGUGUGCACGCUAGCCUACAUGCGAGCGAAGAUUUGGCUACUAUGACCAUUCCUUCGCUCAAACUUCAAGCAGCUAUAUGUGAUGAUUUUUUGUGCAGUGUGUAUGUUGAAUGCUUGUGCCAGUUGUAGCAAAAUGGAUAAACUCAUGAAGCUCCAGUUGCUCUUUAAGCUCUUGACAAAUGAUUGUGGAUACGAAGGAAGGAAUUGGUGAGUGCAUCAAAUUGUUGAAAUUAAUAUUCUCACUUAGUUUGCUUUACCUUGUUUGUCUUUGCAGAUGGUUAUACAAGCGCAGGAAGGAGAUGCAAGCUCAGAUCCAUGAGCUCCAGUUUCAUGCAGAUGGUCAUGCUUGCCUGUCUUAUCAUCACAGUCAUCACCUCUUGUUUUUUUUCUGUAAUUAACUGCAUUUCCAUCAGAUAGGAAUACAGUUUUCUUCCUAAUACUCCAUUGUUUAUAUGAUUUAUGAAGGCAAUCAUCUAUAACCUGUAAUCUUGAGAAGUGUUUCGAUCUAUGCCAAGACAUCAAUGAUUGUCAUGUUGUUUAUUCUCCUGUAUUAGUUCAUGUUGCGUAUUCUGAGACAAAGACUUGGAAUAAUAUCUUUUUACCUUUUUCUUGAUAGGUUGAACCAAAUGCAUGAUCCUACAUGGGCUACUCAUCUUCGAAUGGAAUCAAUGGAUGGUCAAAGAGACUCAUCCUGAUGCAAUCUUCAGCAACUCUUACUAGAUGAUGAUAGUGAGAGAGAUGUAUGGCUUUCUGCUACUUUCCUGAGGCUCUCAUCUUCAUACUAAUAUCCUGCCGCCAUCACAUAUUGGUCUGUAAGUCUGAUGUCUUGUGAUGUUAUGUCUGCACUCAAUGUUACAGAAACUCCCAAUGUCACACAGAAUCCUAUGUCUAUAUUCUCAAAUCUGCUGUGAUAUAGAUGCCUUCUUAUCAUCAGAAAAAUUCAGCUUGCAAGCCAUGUGAAGAAUUCCCACCAUAAUAGUUUGGGACUGUUCACCGACAUGCAAAAGGACGGUGAUCUGUCUUGUUCCUUCUGUUCUUUCCUGUUCUCUUCUUCUGCUUCUUUGGCGCACCGAACACAACUUUACUUCUGUUGAGUGACAUCUUUUGCUGAUCUAUUCUCAUGUGCAGGCUCAUCACCUACUUUGUUUUUUACCACCCUCGAAGCAAAGAAGAGAAAGAAAAGAUCUUUAAACCCAUGUGGAGUUCUUGAAACAUGACCACUGGAAGAAGAUGGAAAGAUUCUUUUGUUGUUUUGAGUAUCGAACAACAUAGGCUUGAAAUUGACGUCGGCUUUUGACAGUGUUCUGCUCAGACUUUUCUCUCGGUCUUUCACCAUGUCAGAUUCCCUGGAUUGGGCACUGUUGUAGUGGUCAUGUGGAGUGUGGCUACUGAUAUCAUCAGCCACGGUGCAGGAGAUCAAGCUCGCCAACUGCCCCAACUCCUGGAAGACCUGCCAUUACACGGCCGAAAUGUGACGGUGAAGCUGAGCAGUGGUGACAAGUCCGGUGAGGAGAGCGUGGAAGUUGACGGCGGGGAACGGCUGAGCCACUCGAAAAAGAGUGGUACUGGUGGCAAAGGAGGGAAGGGUGUCGGCGGCGCAGGCUCUCAAUCUCUCCGGCAGCCACGUUCUCGGAAGAGCGGCUCCACAUCCAUGCGACGGCCAUACUGCUCUCUCUGGGGAAUUGGUCUGUCUUCCCUCCUGCUUUGCGUUGCUUUAACCUGACUUCUUUGGUAUCGCAAGAUCGAUGAAUAAAUGGCGUGAGUGAAUGUGUGAAGUUAUGUUUGAAGUAUAGAGUGUUUGUAUGACUACAUCUAAUCUAUGAUCGUGGAAAUGCCGACGAUGAUGAUUGAAUGCU